Messenger RNA from Parus major (Great Tit), 8373 nucleotides. RefSeq names its product short stature homeobox (gene SHOX). The transcript has 5 exons. The record is from RefSeq and is a predicted model, not a curated record. NCBI's taxonomy places the organism in Eukaryota, Metazoa, Chordata, Aves, Passeriformes, Paridae. Gene Ontology annotation, biological process: regulation of transcription by RNA polymerase II. Gene Ontology annotation, molecular function: sequence-specific double-stranded DNA binding; DNA-binding transcription factor activity, RNA polymerase II-specific. Gene Ontology annotation, cellular component: nucleus. The coding region runs from base 1035 to 1910 and encodes 291 amino acids.
UCGAUAUCCACAGAAACAUUUUAGAUUUUAAUUUCCCCCUGCAGUACCUUCAGACAACAUAAUAACAAUAAACAAGGAGACAAGAUCCUGCAAUGUUCACACGCAUCUGGAGAGACUCCUUACCAUGGAUACCCCCCAGCCAAGCAACCCACUCCAAAUCCUCCGAACACACCGACACGGAUCUCCGAGGCACCUCGCAAGUUGUUUAGCUGCAGCACACGUCCCCCUCCGUUCACCCACCCACCCACCGCCAGAACAGGCAACACUUUUAAAACAGCAUUUUUGUUUUGCCGAUUAUUUUGACCGUUUAAUUAAGAGAAAUUAGCUAAAUAGAAAAUCAGGUAGAAUUUCCAAUGAUUACAACAAAUGCACAUCUCCGGCUUUUUAUUCAUUACCUUUUUUAUUGAACACUCAUUUUCCUUUCCUCUUGACAGCGAUACAUUUAAUUGCAGGAGCUCAGUUAUUUGGUUAGCUGUGGGUCCGUUUUUACUCACAGUGUUGCCACGCACAGGAUGUCCUUAAAAUCAAUUAAUUCUUCCUCGACUCGCAUUUCUGCAACCCAUUUACAGAAUGUAGAUACCUAUUUUCAUGUUUUCCUCUUUCCCCCUCCCUUUUAUUCCUCUGUCUCUCUCUCUCCCUCUUCCUCUCUCUCUCUCUCUCUCUCUCUCCCUCUCCCUCUACCCCCCUCUUUUUCGCUGUUGCCUCUUUGCCUCCCUAAAUCAAGGUGCAAAGAUGCCAAAGAGUGAUGAAAUGAAAAGAAAGCCAAUUGCUGGACUGAGGUGGGGGAGAUAGCUGCUCGGAGUCCGCCUGCGACUAUGGAGCAGUCAGUAAUUGCUGGAGACAGGGAGAGCUGGGGGUUGGGCUGAGGUAGCCAUGUAUAAAUAGUGUGAUCUCAAAUUGAAAGGCAUAAAUAACAGCAGGAGUGAUCUAACCCUAUACAGCCCAUCUUCUACGUGCAAAAACAGCGUGUGGAGGACGGCCACAUCUCCGACUGAAACCAAGUGGAUCUCUGUGGAUAAGAUCACCGGGAAGCCAUGGAAGAACUUACGGCUUUUGUAUCCAAAUCUUUUGACCAGAAAAGCAAAGAGAGCAGCAGCGGCAGUGGCAGCGGCAACAAGAAGGAGACGAUCACGUACAGGGAAGUUUUGGAGAGUGGGUUGGCUCGCUCUAGGGAGCUUGGAAACUCUGAUUCUAACCUGCAGGACAUGACCGAGAGCAGCAACCAUUGCCCGGUGCAUCUUUUCAAAGACCACGUAGAGAGCGACAAGGACAAACUGAAGGAGUUCAACACGGGCAGGACGGCGGAAGGGAUCUACGAAUGCAAAGAGAAGAGGGAAGAUGUGAAGUCAGAAGAUGAAGACGGACAGACCAAGCUUAAACAAAGGAGAAGCAGAACCAAUUUCACACUAGAGCAGCUGAACGAGCUGGAAAGACUUUUUGAUGAGACUCACUAUCCGGAUGCCUUCAUGAGGGAGGAACUAAGCCAGAGGCUGGGACUAUCUGAAGCUAGGGUUCAGGUCUGGUUCCAGAACAGGAGAGCGAAGUGCCGAAAGCAGGAAAACCAGAUGCACAAAGGUGUGAUCCUGGGAACCGCCAGCCAUUUAGACGCCUGCAGAGUAGCCCCCUAUGUGAAUAUGGGAGCCCUGAGGAUGCCUUUCCAACAGGUCCAGGCGCAGCUGCAGCUGGAGGGCGUGGCCCACGCGCACCCGCACCUGCACCCGCACCUGGCGGCCCACGCGCCCUACCUGAUGUUCCCGCCGCCGCCCUUCGGGCUGCCCAUCGCCUCCCUGGCCGAGUCCGCCUCCGCCGCCGCCGUGGUGGCCGCGGCCGCCAAGAGCAACAGCAAGAACUCCAGCAUCGCCGACCUGCGGCUGAAGGCCCGGAAGCACGCCGAGGCCCUGGGGCUCUGACACGCUUCCCCCGAGCCCCCCAUCACACCCCGCCCCGGGUGCCCGCGGCGGGCGGGCGUGUGACCCGCACGGACCGCCGCUCUGCCCCCCCCGCUCCUCCUCAUCCUCCUCCUCCCUGGCUGCAGGGCGAGCAGCGAGCGCUCCGGCCGCCCUGCCGCCUUAUCUCUUUUUUUUUUUUUUUUUUAAUUUUUAUUUUAUUAUAUAUAAUUUUUUCGGGGGUUUUGUUUUUAUUUCUCUGCCCUUCCCCGAGGUCUGCGAGCGCCGCUUUGCUCGCCCGCUCGGCCCCAGGGACUCGGCGGCCGGGAGGUGCCGCGUGGCGCGGCGGGGACGCUCCGCCCGCCGCCGAACCGCGGACACGACACACGCGAGCGGCAAACACGCACCCGCCAGCCAGAGACUCCUCGGAGGACAAAGUAGGUGGGAGGAGAGAGAAAAGAGAGCUAAAAAAAAAAAAUCACAAAAANAAAAAAAAAAAAAAAAAAAAAAGAGAAAUGAAACGAUCUCUAAAUUAUGUUAAUCCGUGAACAUUGGGGACACUUUGGAUUUUUGACCCUGGCAAAAGUGAUUGCUCCGGCAUAACGUCAUCUGCUGCUGUCAGUUUUGCUACCUUGUGCAUGUGUCAAACUAAACACGUUUUGAAGAUCAGAAAUAUAUUAGAACAAAACUAAACAAAACAAAUAGUAAUAAUAAUAAAUAAUAAAUCCUUGGGGCUGGUCUCCAUUAAAGAUGACAUUUCUUUGUUGCCAACAGUAUUAUUUCACUGCCAUGAAUCUCUUCCAUCACUGAGGAGCUGCUGCUGCUGCAGAACUGGUUUGAAUUUAAAUGUGGAAUUUCAGAUCUGAGGCAAGGCAGGUUUUUAUUUUCCUUCUUUUCUUUCCUAAGGAAAAAAAAAAAUUAGCAGCAAUAACAAAAAAGUGUGUGUCUCAAAUGGCUAUGUCCUUUGAAAGGAGAAAAAAAAGAAAGACUAGAAUUUACUAAUUGUUAGUGAUAACUUGAAAGAUGGGAACAAUAAGAAAUGCACCUGUUUUGCCAGAAUUACGUGAACUCAAAGAGCUGUAUUGUGCCAUAGAAACAGGUCAGUUUUUCAUUUUUUUCCCCCAAAUGCCUAGAUCUUUGAAUCAGAAUCUCACUGCUUUACAGGAUGUAGAAAGGAUGAAUUAUACAACAAAGAUGGACAUAUGGUUUUAAGGCAUAAUACUGAUGCAGCAUUAAUUUUAGUGAAAUGCAAUUAAGUGCAGUAAAGUGCAAUACUGUAAAUAUUAUAGAUUAAAAAAAAAAUAGCAGUACUUAUUCAGUUAUUAACCAAUUCUGCAAAAUCCGUAACUUAAAUUCUUUAUGCUCAGACUGGUGCAUUGCAGCUCCUUGCCAAAAUGACAGUCUGAGUCUUCUAGGAACGGAUAAAGUUAUAUGUAUCACGUAUGGGAAAAGGUAGAUACUAUGAUUUCUAGUCAACUUAAUGUGCCAUAUUUCUGGGAAGCAAGCUGAAAAGUCUGUAAGACACUUUCACAUGGUUUUAAGUAAAAAACAAAAAACAAUAAAGCCAAACAAAUUAAAACAACCCAUAGAAGAGUUCUGUAGAAAAGGACAAGUUCAAUAUUUGGCCAUUUAAUUUUUUGCCAGUGAUUUGGACACCAAGCAUUAAGCUAAUGCUUAAGCAAAGUAACUACUACAAAUCCAGCGAAGGAUGGAGAGCAGGGAAGUCCUUUAAAUUAUAUUACCAAAGUGUCUGGGUUUACUGACCCUCUUCCCCAGUUUUCUUUUUUCCUGUUAUUCAGUUCUAAUUAGGUUUGGGGUUUUUUUAAAAGUUUUGCUGGGGAUGAGAGAGGAAGGUACAAAUAGUGGUCUUGUCUUCAUCUAACAAGAUAGUUAUUUGUUGCCUUUGCUACCAAGGCCUGUGUUGAUGGAAGGUUAUCCUCUGAAUAGCACCAUUAUUAGGCCUGCUUUUUAUGUCUCGUUUAGCAAUCCAUUACUAGUUUUGGCUUUUGCUGAUAUUUAUCAAAUCCAAAUAUUACUGUAGGACAAAAAUUCAUGCUUAGGAUAAUUUUUAGAGACUUUUCUUCUUAUUAUUUUUAAUUUUUUUUUCUUUUCUCUUUCAAAUUUUGAUAUUUUCUAGCAAGCAAAAUUUCUGGAAUGUCCAAUAUGUGCAGUUUCCCUUCUAUUUAUUAUGUGAGAAGUAGUUAAUAUCAUGGAUUUGCUGGGACUGAUAAAAGUUGCCUGCCUUUUUUACCUCUCUGUGAAUGUCUAGUACAUUUAUAAAGCAAGGCCAAAAUAUUUAGGUAACAUUACUAGGUGCUGAGAAGUACAGACCAAAUCUCAGGCGGUUAACAAUUUCUUAUUGAAACAAAACGUUGUCUGGAAAGUAAAAUGUUAUUCACAAUGAUGUAUGAAAUUCUGGCUAGAAUGAGAAAUAUUUGGAGUGGUGCUAGCACUUCUAAAAUGCAGAUCUGAAAAAUAAUAAACAUUAGUACAAAGACAGUUUAGGCUAAAGUAAGUAACCUGCUGUACUGGACACCCACAGCCAUGGAAGGAGAAUUAGAUACACGGUGUUGAAGACCAAAGGCACAGAGCUAUAGAUUGAAUGGGGACUGCUUGUUAUCUGUACCUCUAAUCUAAUUGUUAGCCUUUCAAAUCCUCUUUUGAGAAUCUGAGAGAUGACAUGGUUAUUUUGCAGUCCUGCACUGGACUUUCAGAAAGGAGUGAUUUUUUUUACCCUCAGAUAAUUCCAUAGAGUGAACUUGUUGAACCUGUAGCAUUGGGAUAUGAAUUUUCUCAGACUUCCAAGUAAGAUGCUGAGAAGUGGUACUGACCUCAAAGUGUUACAGGAUACACCUACAGUAUGCAUCCACUUUGUAUGGGAAGAAAUAACUUUCUGCCUUUUUUGUUCUACUAGAUACAAACACAGCAAAAAAUGCCUGUAGACUUCUCUCACAAAUUUUACUUCUUUAUGGUAUUCAAAACGCAGUGGCAACAUGAAUGCAAUUCCCUGCUAAGAUGAAACAAGGCUGGUAGUGUAGCAUACAUCUUUCCAGAAUGAAAUAUUUUUACUUUUUUUCUGAGUUCUUUCAAUGGAUGUGUCAAGGACAGUCUUGCUCUCUGCCACAGAAGGGAAGGAGGUGGCAAGAUUUAUCAACUUAGCAUGCUUUGAAGGAGGUACCACAGCUCAGCCUGGGGAGAGGGGCAGGGUGUUGCUGGGCAUCUACCAAGGUGCUUCAUGCUGCUCUUGCUUUUCAUUCAGUAUGAAAGGAAAUGAAAAGGUGCACUGUGUAGGGGCUGUUGUCAAAACUGGUUUUGCUUUGCUGUUUUGAGUAGGCCAAUUGCAUUAGUGCAGGUGUAAAAACUUUGCCUUGUUUUGGAUGAUGCACGCAGGUGACCUCCUCUUCUUGUCGUCUUUACAUCAUUGGAAAGAAAUGAGGCAUCCUACCUGGCCUACCAUGUAUUGGACUGUACUUUUCUCUAAGUGUAAGUCACUGUGGCUCCAUUCACCAUGUGGUGCUCCAGUGAUCCAUACAAGUUGAGUUUUGGACCAAAGCAUCUACUUCAUCUCUGUUAAUGUGUGGUCUCUUUAUGUUUGUUUCUUUGUUUAAUUUUUUAGGUUCUUUAAUUGUUUUCUUAAGUAGGUUGGAGGUUGAAGAUAACAUAGUCAUGGUCCUGAGAUGCAUUAUUAAAGUUUAAAAGUUUUGUAAUUCUUUGACAUGCUCAGGCGUGCCAAGCCUCAUUAACUGUCCACCAUCAUCAGCCUGAUCUUUGUGUAAUCUUUGAUUUGAGAAGUGUGAGAUUUCCAAGAUCAUCAAAACAGCAGCCACUGAGCAGAAUUUCCUUGGAGGAGGCCUUCAUUUAGCAUAUGUGGAUUGCUAAAGUAUCUUUCUCAGAAGAUUGGUCUGCUAUUUGAAAAAUAACUUGAAUGAAUGCGAAAUGAAUACUGACGUUUAUAAGCAAGACUAUAAAAUGGCUUCAUGCCUUAAAUGGGCCCCUUUAUAAUGGAAAGAUUAGAUUCUGUGGGUUUUUUUUUUUCAAACUGUCAAACAAGUUAAAGUAAUUCAUUCAUUUGUACCAAAAUAGCCAGUUAACUCCAUGGCUCAUUUUUAUUGACUUGGAAAUAUGUGAAAAAAUUAUACUGAAAGUUUUUUUGCUUUGUUAGGGUCAUAUAGAUGUAGUGACAUUUUGGUUAAUAUCAUAAUACUUAGCACUUAUAUAAUGUUCAUUUGCAAAGCACUGUAUAAAUGUCUGUUAUUGAAUCCUCACCAGUUAUGAACUAGGUAAGAAUUAUUGUCCCUCUUUUUGUAGAAAUUAAGGCAUAUAAAUGAAGGACCAGGUUCCAUCACCCAUUGUCAACCGAGUAUUACUUUUGUUUUUGUAAUGUAGCAACAACUCCCGGAUCAUAAUCUGACAUGAGCUUUAUGGUGGUAUACAAACUUCUAUGUAGCCAGAGCUGCUUAAAAUUUAAACUCUAUCUGAUUUCAGAAAAAGUUUUAAAGGGCACAUUGAAUGUGUUUUGGAGUGUCAGAAUGUGCCUGUGUGUUAUUUCCACAGAACAUGAAGUUACUGUCCAAUUCUCCGACCCUGUAUGUCAGUGGGAAUUUUGUUUAUGACUCAAUGGGGCCGAGUUGUGUCAGUGCUAAGACUAAAACCAAAUUUCCAAGUUCCCAACAGCAUGCACAAAUUGCUAGGAAACUCUGAUUUCCCACUUCCCCUACUAUAAAUUUUUCACACUGACCGAGUGUACAGAUGUCAAUUCUUUGCAUGCUUUAUCUGCUAUGUCUUUUAGUCCUAUGUUUGCCUAUAAAAUAAUAAUAAGACAUGAUUUUGAAUUGACAUAACAUUGACACAUUGGGACUGUUGACUCAAAUCAAAUAGACAUGUAGUAGUACAGAAAUCCAGAUCCCUAAGGCAAACCCAGGUUAUGGAUUUUUUUUUUUUUUGUGAUGAAAAAUACGCAUGUUUUCUGCUUGUUUAAAUGUGCUAAGCAAAAUUAUUUUUUUUUAAACAGAUAAUUUUAGUUUUUGGAGGCAUUAUUGUUUUGGAGAUGGCAGGCCUUUUUUCCCCUUCAGUUUGAGGAAAACUUUCAAAGCACAGGAAAAAUAGAUUACACAUCUUUCUUAGAAAUGUGUUUAUUUUUAUAAUAUCUAAUAUCUAAUGAUCCAGGUGGUGUCCUUGUUACUGCUAAUUUUACACAAUUCUAUAAAGUGCACACAGCCAAUAUGGUUGGAAUUUUUUUGUGUUCCUGUUUAAAAGGAUAGGAAGUGCCCCACUUUUCAUCUGUAAGCAACCUUCUCACCUCAUUAUGUUGUUUUCUUUCCCUGAUGUAACAGCAUUUUCAUGGCAAAAAAGUUUUCAAACAGCUGUGGAUAACAUGGUAACAGCUUCUCAUUUGGUCCUUUGAAAAUCUCUACUGAUUGCAGUUGGAUGUGAUAGGGCUGGAGAAGGCCUGGUACUGCUUGGAAACUAAAACAAAAAAUAAAAAGUAGUGUGAUGUGCAACGGAGUGUGAUCUCCCCUCCUUCAGAGACAAACAGAGCCUUCUGCCUUUAGCCUCGUGCUUGUACAAUGGCACCUCUAAGUCACUUCUUUAAAAGGUACAACAUGGGCCCUGUCAAUGUAAUGCUGUGGCUGAUUUUAUAUUGGUUAUUUUUGCUGGCUGGCUUUUCUAGGCCAGUCAGUGGAAGGCCACAGGCUUUGGUGUUCGAGGCAUUCUUCAAAAGGGGUGUGAUGACAGAUAUCCCUCAAAUUCUUACUGUUAGAUUUGAUACUAAAAGUUGGUUCCUAAUUUUAGUAAAUUUGCUGAUUUCCAAUAAAUAAUUGAAACCUAAUGUAGUUCAUACAUACACCUUAUAUUGAAAAUUGAUAUAUAACUAAAAUCAGUUGAAGAAUGUAGAAAAUAUCAGAUUUUGAAGCUGAAGAUAUUUAUUGAAAGACAAUACUUUCAUGAAUCUAGGCUUAUGGUAUGUAUUAAUUACAUCAAAGACAGGCAAAUAUCUCUGUUUUUUGUAUUAAUGUAUGUGGAUGUUUUAUUUAUUUUUUUUUGAAAAUUCUAAAUGUGUAUUAUUUUAAUUAUGUUGAGUGUAAAUUUGACAAUGCUUUGCAUUUAUUUUUAUAUUUUAAAACCCUGUUGCUUUUGCAAAAAUAUGAGCAGUCAGUAUGAUUUGCAGUAACAUAGCAUUAUUUUGGUUAUGUACUCACAGUGUGUCUGGUUUACAGACAUUUCAGGGAUUGCUAAACUGAAACAAAUGAACAAAAAAAAAAUCUUCAAACCUAACUCAUCUUAAAAGGUUGUACCCCUUUGCUAUUGUGGAAGAGAAAAAGAAAUGAGCAAACAACCUUUUUUAGGUCUCGAUUAUGCCAGCAUGCUCCUACAUGAAUUCACCAAACACGUUGAGUUCCAUUUUUGGAGUGUAUUAUGUUGAAUCACAUGAUAUGAAUGUACAUCUUGUAAAAGUGAGAUAUGAAUAAACUUAUAAAUAUUUGUA